CAUGUUUACGAUAGAGUUACUGAUAGUGAAAUUUUGUACUCUCUCUCUCUCACCUACCAUCGCUAGAAACUAAAACGUGACGACUUAUUGGACAAAUCACAAACUCAAUUACCUACUUAUAUCCAAACCCAAUUUUAAUACCUCCAUUUCCAAUCCAAAUCCUGAAACCUCAACCUCAAACUACUGAUACAAAAAUGGCGACUCAACAGAAGGGCAGCAGCAUUGAUCCAAAGAGUGGGUUUUGCUCAAAGACCAAGACUUUCCACAGCCUGAGACCCAAAUCCCAACUCCCUCCCCAAACCACGCCUCUUUCCCUCACCCACUACCUCCUCUCCCACCUCCACCACUCCCCUCCCCUGCCUUCCACUCCAGCCCUCCUCGACGCCGCCACCGCCCACCAUAUUCUCUACCCCGAGUUCAUUUUUCGAGUCCGAACCCUCGCCGCCUCGCUUCAAUCCCAGCUCGGCCUCUCCCACGGCCAAUGCGCAUUCGUUCUCUCCCCCAACUCCCUCCACCUCCCCAUCCUCCACCUCUCUCUCCUCUUCCUCGGCGUCAUCGUCUCCCCUUCCAACCCCGCCAGCUCCAGUCCCGAAAUUUCCCACCAAAUCCGCAUAUGCAGGCCCGCCGUCGCAUUCGCCACCUCCGCCACCGCUCAAAAAAUUCCCAACUCCCUCCGCCUCGGGACCAUCCUCCUUGACUCCGCCGAGUUCGAGUCCAUGAUGAUGACCUGUCCGAGUUCGACCGAAUCGCUUCGAGUUGAAGUGAGGCAAUCAGACACCGCCACGAUUCUCUACUCAUCCGGGACCACCGGGAGGGUCAAAGGCGUGGAGUUGACUCACUGGAACUGGAUAUCGAUGAUGGCCGGCAUCCACGCGGUUCGAAACCCAUCGGCUCCACACGCUGUUUGUCUCUGUACGGUGCCGUUUUUUCACGUGUACGGGUUCGCGUACUGCCUGAGAGUUUUGGUGACGGGGGACACGCUGGCGUGGAUGGGAAGGUUCGAUUUGAAGCUGAUGAUGAGAUCCAUCGAGCGGUUCCGAAUCGCCCACAUGGCCUGUGCCCCGCCGGCGGUCGUGGCUUUGGUGAAGCACGGGGACAUAAACGAGAUGGACGGCUACGAUUUGAGCUCCCUGCAAGUGAUCGGCUGCGGCGGCGCUCCGCUGGCGAAGAGUGUGGUCGAGAAGCUGAGGAAGCGGCUGCGGAACGUACAAGUCUCACAGGGAUAUGGGAUGACGGAGACGACGGCCCGAGUGUUUGGCGCGCUGGGCCCGGAAGAAACCCGAGUGGAAGGAGCUAAUGGAAGGCUGAUGUCAGAUAUUGAGGCCAAGAUUGUGGAGCCUGGGACCGGGAGUGCCCUGCCUCCUUUGAUGCAAGGGGAAAUUUGGGUUAGAGGACCAUACGUUAUGAAAGGUUACACUGGUGACGAAGAAGCAACUGCUGCAAUUUUCGACUCAGAAGGAUGGUUAAAAACUGGAGACAUUUGCUACAUAGACAAUGAAGGUUUUCUAUAUUUUGUCGAUCGAAUAAAGGAAUUGAUCAAGUACAAAGGCUACCAGGUUGCCCCGGCGGAGUUGGAGGAUCUGCUUCACUCCCAUCCAGACAUUGUCGAUGCAGCUGUGAUUCCGUACCCAGAUGAGGAAGCAGGUCAAGUACCCAUGGCCUUCGUCGUGAGGAGCCUUGGAAGUGCCAUUGAUGAAUCACAGAUCAAGGAUUUCAUUGCGAAACAGGUUGCGCCGUAUAAGAAGAUUCGACGCGUAACAUUCAUCGGUGCAAUACCAAAGAAUGCGCAGGGAAAAGUGUUGAGGAAGGAAUUAAUCAAACUUGCACUAUCCAAGUUAUGAAUUCCAGUUUCUUUCUUCUGGUGUUAGUUUAUAUUUCAAGCUCCCGAGUGUAAAUACGAUUAAUUGCUUGGCCAGCAAGCAAAGAUAGUCAUUACUUCAAUGUAUGUAAAGACUGCAGCUUCAUUCACGCUAGUUGCGAUUGGAAGAGCUUCAUCCAUAGUUUGGUGUUGCUCUGGCUUUUCCCUAACAUCAGAUUCCUUCAAAUUCAAAAUAUGUUAGGUAUCCA
This is a messenger RNA of Pyrus x bretschneideri (Chinese white pear), 2067 nucleotides long. RefSeq names its product 4-coumarate--CoA ligase-like 9. The coding region runs from base 195 to 1841 and encodes 548 amino acids. The transcript is spliced from 6 exons. Lineage: Eukaryota; Viridiplantae; Streptophyta; Magnoliopsida; Rosales; Rosaceae. The record is from RefSeq and is a predicted model, not a curated record. Gene Ontology annotation, molecular function: CoA-ligase activity.